AGCGUGGAGGAAGAGAGAGCUAAUUGGGGAGGAAAAAUGGAAUUUCUUCUCACUUGUAUUGGUUACGCUGUGGGUUUGGGAAAUGUUUGGAGGUUCCCGUAUCUUUGUUACAAAAACGGAGGAGGUGCCUUUUUAAUCCCCUAUUUGAUUAUGUUGGCAGCGGUUGGUUUACCUCUGUUCUUUAUGGAACUUGCAUUUGGCCAGUUUGCAAGUUUAGGGCCAAUUGCUAUUUGGACUGUCAACCCCAUUUUUAAAGGAUUAGGUUAUGGUAUGGUGAUAUCAUCAUGGUUAAUCAGUUUAUAUUAUAAUGUUAUUAUAGCUCAUACAUUAUUUUACCUAUAUUCCUCAUUUACUAGUCAGUUACCUUGGAUCAGCUGUAAUAAUACCUGGAACACAGAAAACUGCCUUCCUUAUGAGUUUACUCUUACUGAUGAAGAACUGCAGAAAAGGUGCCUUAACACUUCGACAUGGACCACAAAUGAGGCAUUAAGAAAAUCUUUCACACGGAUCAAUUACACGUCUACACAUGCCCAUAAUGGUUCAAUGAAUACGCCUAGUGAAGAAUAUUAUAAAUAUUACGUUCUAGAACAGAGUGAAAGUAUUGAUGACUUUGGUACUGUUAACUGGAAAUUGGCAAUCUGUUUAUUUCUUGCCUGGUUAAUCGUAGGUGCAUGUUUAUUACGAGGUAUCCAGUCUCUUGGAAAGGUUGUGUAUUUUACCGCUGUAUUUCCCUAUAUUAUGUUAUGUAUAUUGUUAAUACGAGGUGUUACUCUAGAAGGUGCUGUUAAUGGUAUUAUUUAUUAUCUGAAACCUGAUUUCAGUCGACUGUCAGAUCCUAGGGUAUGGAGCGAUGCUGCUACUCAAAUUUUCUACUCAUUAAGUACCUGCAGUGGUGGUCUUAUAGCUAUGUCGUCUUACAACAAAUUUAAGAAUAACUGUUUCAAAGAUUCCCUGAUUGUCGCCUUGAUUAACUGUUUCACCAGUAUUUUCGCUGGAUUCGUCAUCUUCUCGAUUCUUGGUUUUAUGGCUCACGAAAAAGGCGUUGAGGUUUCUGAGAUAUGUUUUUUUUCUUUUACAGGACCUGGAUUGGCCUUUAUUGUAUACCCAGAAGCUAUAGCAAGAAUGCCAGUUUCACCACUUUGGGCUGUUUUCUUCUUUCUGAUGAUGUUAACCUUAGGAUUUGGUUCACAGUUUUCCAUAGUGGAGUGUGUUUUGAGUGCUUUGACUGAUGAAUUUCCCAGAUAUUUAAGAACUCAUAAAGGAUCUUACAGUUUCCGUAUAACAGUUAUGGUUACAUCAUUCUUACUUGGUUUACCAAUGAUUUGUAAGGGUGGAAUACAUUUAUUGAACCUCGUAGACUACAGUGUUGGUGGUUUCCCAUUGUUGGUCAUUGGUUUCCUGGAAUUGUUUGUCUUGAAUUGGAUUUACGGUUAUGAUAGGUUCGCUGAAAAUAUUGAAAUGAUGAUUGGAUUUAAACCCCAAAUUUAUUGGAAAAUUUGUUGGAAAUAUGUCUCCCCCAUAGCUGUGAUGGUAACUAUUCUAUGCAAUAUGAUCUUAUAUAAAGAACCAACAUUUGAUGAUAAACCCUAUCCUAGUUGGGCAGUGGCAUUGGGAUGGUUAAUAUCUCUCUUCCCUAUUGUUGUUGUACCUGUAUGGGCAUUGUUUAAAUAUUGUACAGAAGGUGGCUUUACAGUAAGUUUAUUUUACAUUUUCUAA
Molecule: messenger RNA, 1716 nt
Organism: Lottia gigantea (owl limpet)
Lineage: Eukaryota; Metazoa; Mollusca; Gastropoda; Lottiidae
Exons: 12
Biological process (GO): sodium ion transmembrane transport
Cellular component (GO): membrane
Source: RefSeq, a predicted model, not a curated record